AUGGCAUCACCGACAAAACACAGUCGCAAUAUUUCCCGGUCUUCACGGCCCCGCAGCUCAACUCGGGGCCCUCUAGAUGCACCAGAUGACCCACUUGGACCGAAAAGCUUGCGUACAUCGCUUAGCUUGAAUACAGACCCCGAAAGUGGUACCUUAGGGGUUUCUUUUCACGAAUUGGACCCAUUAGCUCCCGAUGAGCUACCAGAAACACUAGGGAAGGAUCUCUCAUUCCUCCUUCGACAUAAUAUCUUUCAUGCGCUAUCCCAUACCGAUAUCCCGCCCCCUUUACGCUCUGAAUUCAUUGUCCUCGAUCCCAGCGAACCACUCUCCGCAUCUCUCGGCACGCUCGAGAAGCUACUUGCUCAAGGUCGCUUCCUGGUUGCUGCACACUUCGCCAGCUCAAUAUUGACAUCCUCUUUAAUAACAUCUACGGAUAUUAAAUUAAUCUUUUCGCUGUUUUACACUCGUCUCGCGUGUCUUGAACUGUCCGGAAACACUGUUCUCGCGGCUCAAGAAUCGAAAGCAUUGGAAGAUCUGCAUUCUGCAUUUUACUUCAUUGAAUCAAACUUCGAUUCACCGGAACCAGAUCAGAAACCGGAAACAGAUCAGAAAGAUGGCGCUGUUCCCGAGCCCUAUCUUCGUCACAUAGUUCCAUGGCCAUUGCGCGUGUUAGCUGUGAGACUUCAAAGUAUUGGAUUCGGCGACCCUCGCAGGAGUAUUGGUGGACUAUAUGAAAUUGGAUUAGAGGCACGCAGGGAGAUGAUGAACCAGGAGAUUGAUGAAAACGAGAGAAAAAUCUGGAAGGAUCGAUUGGCUGAUCUAGGGAUUCGCAGUGUCAAUGCACUCAUUGAGAUGGGUGACCUCGAUGCUGCCAAACGAUCCCUCGAAAGUUUACGUUUUUCGGAAUCUGAUACAGAUAUUGUCAAACUGCGCAAAGCGCUCCUUUUUCUGAGAAUUGGAGAUGCCGAUUCUGCACAGCAAGUCUUCGGUGACUCUUAUGAGUCAAAGGAGGCGGCCUUGUUGCAGCCUUUGCUAAGCAUGUCCGAUGGUCGUUACAAUGACGCUGUGGAUCAGUGGCGGGUUCUUUAUGAGGACCAAACCAGGAGCGAUGAAGAUCUGGUGGCACAGAACAUGGCAGUCUGCCUGCUUUACUCUGGAAAACUGGACGAGGCACGUCAACUCCUGGAGUCCCAGGUCUCUGCGAAUCACUCCUUUGGUAGUCUCAUUUUCAACCUUUCAACUGUCUAUGAGCUCUGCUCCGAUAAUGCAAGCCAAUUGAAGGGGCAACUGGCAGCUACAUUAGCGGGUCAACCCGUUUCUGGAGAAACAAACAUAGAUCGCCCUAAUACAGACUUCAAGCUAUGA
Messenger RNA from Penicillium malachiteum, 1365 nucleotides. RefSeq lists its product as uncharacterized. The record is from RefSeq and is a predicted model, not a curated record. Gene Ontology annotation, molecular function: protein binding. Bases 1 to 1365 code for a protein of 454 amino acids. The transcript is spliced from 4 exons. NCBI's taxonomy places the organism in Eukaryota, Fungi, Ascomycota, Eurotiomycetes, Eurotiales, Aspergillaceae. Gene Ontology annotation, cellular component: Golgi apparatus; TRAPP complex.